This is a messenger RNA of Protobothrops mucrosquamatus (brown spotted pit viper), 1215 nucleotides long. RefSeq names its product protein PML-like. Gene Ontology annotation, biological process: PML body organization; intrinsic apoptotic signaling pathway in response to DNA damage; positive regulation of DNA-templated transcription. The annotation marks the transcript as partial. NCBI's taxonomy places the organism in Eukaryota, Metazoa, Chordata, Lepidosauria, Squamata, Viperidae. The transcript is spliced from 4 exons. Gene Ontology annotation, molecular function: ubiquitin-protein transferase activity; zinc ion binding. Gene Ontology annotation, cellular component: chromatin; nucleoplasm; PML body. The record is from RefSeq and is a predicted model, not a curated record.
AUGGAGGGAGACUUCCAGUUCCUCUUGUGCGCGCGGUGCCAGAGAGAAGCCAGGAACCCCAGACUCUUAGCCUGCCUGCACACCCUCUGCAGCGAAUGCCUUGAGGAGAACAAGCCCGCUGGGCAGUGUCCGGUCUGCGCCAUCCCCAUCCAGACCUCGGAGAGAUUUCCGCCUCAGGACAACCUGCUUUUCAUCAACCUCCAGGCCAAGCUCAACACCUACCAGAAGAUCGUCAGGAAUCAGGAGCUGCUUUGCAAUCUCUGCAAGGGAGGAGCGGAGUUCUGGUGUGUCGAGUGCGAGGAGUUCCUUUGCCUGAAGUGUUACGAAGCCCACCAGUGGUACAUGAAGCAGAAAAGCCACGAGACCCAGCAGCUGGCCGACCUGAGGAAGGAGACGGCCCAGAGUUUUCUAGAAGGGGCAAGGAAGUCUUGCAACCUAUUUUGUGCCGAGCCCAGCCACAACAAUCAGAUCAUAAGCAUCUACUGUCGUGGCUGCCGCAAACCCAUGUGUUGCUCUUGUGCCCUGCUCGAUGGAGAACAUUACAACGCCAAGCUUUACAGUGACAUCCGGGUGGAAAUUGAGAGCCGGAAGGAGGAACUGAGCAGGGUCAAGGUGGAGCUGGUGGAGAAGAAGAGGAGUUACGAGAGCACCUACCACAACGUCCAGGAGCGACUGCAGAAGCUGGAGAAAGUACGGAACGAGACCCGAGAGCUGAUCCAGAAGAAGGUGAAGGACAUGGUCCAGUGGAUCCAGCACAAGGGGGAGGAACUUGUGGAGAAAGUGGACCGACGACUGUGUCUGGAGCAAGAAGAAACCAAGAAGAAGCUGGAGUCUACGGAGCAGUUCCUCAAGCGAAUGGAGGCCGGCGAGCAGCUGGUGGAGAAGAUGGACCUCUUUGCCUCGGACCAAGAGGUGAUGGACAUGCAGCCCUUCAUCAAAGACUCCCUGGAGAGGCUCAAGAAAGAGAAGCUGCCCGCUUCGAGCUUUCGGAUCCAAGUGGAGAACUUUGAUGAGGUCAAAGGGGAACUCCAAGAUCUGCUUAGGAGAGUCAAAGGAGAAGAUGCCUUUGGGUGUACAGUUUCCACGCCCGGAUCUUGCUGUUCGCUGGUCAAUUCGGAUAGUCUGCACAAUGAGAAAACUCCACCCAGAUCCCAAGGGGUGAAAACACAAAGGCCCACAUACACCGUCAGCGUUGCCAAAACACCACAAGGUUUU